UGAGGUGGUUCGCGUUGCGCAUGCGCGAGCGCGCACGCGCGCGCGUCCAAGUUGCCGAAGGAAGCCCGCCGGUAAGCGGCUUUCAUUGUGUCAUUUGGCCCCGGUGCCCUCGGCGGACUCCGAGCCAAACGCAGGCGCCACCGAGAGAGGCGGGGGGUUUUUUUUGGGUGGGGGGGGGGGUCUGAAAAUGUUCCUUUUCAGCAACGCCGGCGGCUCUUGAAGGAAACUUUUCCUUCGGUUUAUCGUCCACCGAGAGCGCUUUGUGAAUCUUCUUUCGUUCUCAUGAGAGCCCCAGGGCGGGGCCAGGGGGGCGCAGCAGAUGACGGACAACGCCGCCCCCGGGGGCUCGCCGUCUCCCUCGGUGCGGGGCCACAACGUGGCGGCUCUGGUGCUGGGCGUGCUGCUGAUCGCGGUGAUCGUGGGAGGCAACGCGCUGGUGUGCGUCAGCGUGCUGACCGAGAAAGCCCUCAAGACCACCACAAACUACUUCAUCGUCAGCCUGGCGGUGGCCGACCUGCUGCUGGCCGUGCUCGUGCUGCCCCUCUUCGUCUACUCCGAGUUCCAGGACGGCGUGUGGACGCUGAGCACGGGCGUUUGCGACGGCCUGAUGAGCAUGGACGUCAUGCUGUGCACCGCCUCCAUCUUUAACCUGUGCGCCAUCAGCGUCGACAGGUUCAUCGCGGUGCUGAUCCCGCUCAACUACAACCGCAAGCACGUGGACCUGCGGCAGGCCGUCCUGCUGUCGGCCACGUGGCUCCUGGCCUUGGCGGUGGCCUCCCCCGUCAUGCUGGGCGUCAACCAGGUGGCGGGUCGGCGCCCCGGCGAGUGCAAGCUGGAGAACGCCGACUACGUGCUGUACUCGUCCGUGUGCUCCUUCUUCAUCCCGUGUCCCGUCAUGCUGCUGCUCUACUGCGGGAUGUUCCGCGGCCUGCGGCGCUGGGAGGAGGCGCGCAAGGCCAAGCUCAGGAGCAGCAUCCAGGCCUGCCGCCGGGCGCAGGCCGACCGAGGCGUCGGCCUGCCGCCGCUUUUACCGCCCGUCAUCGAGCGGGAGCCGGACGACCGAGCCGCCGCCGCCGCCGCCGCCGCUCCCCCGUCCUCGGGACGAGCGCCGACGGUCAGCUUCGCCGAUGUCAAGUUCAACCCCCAACCUCGGCGCAGGAGCAGGGCCAAGAUCAACACCCGCGAGAGGAAGGCCAUGAAGGUGCUGCCUGUGGUCGUAGGCGUGUUCCUGCUGUGCUGGACGCCGUUCUUCGUGCUGCACAUCGUGCGCGCUCGCUGCCAGGCGUGCGAGAUCCCGCCGGCCGCCAUGAGCGUGGCCACGUGGCUGGGCUACGUCAACAGCGCGCUCAAUCCCGUCAUCUACACCGCCUUCAACGCAGAGUUCCGACGCUUUUUCAAAAACUUCCUGCGCCGCGGCUGCUGUUACUGUUGCUGCUGCUACUGUUCCUGCCGCCGCGGCGCCGCAUGAGCCCGCUCGCUCUUCGGUGCUGUCGUGGUUUGCUAGCGCACUGUAGAUGGGGAACUUUUUUGGUUUUCUAAGUCAGGAAUCUUUUCACAAUAAAAGCUUUCAACGCAA
This is a messenger RNA of Hippocampus zosterae (dwarf seahorse), 1576 nucleotides long. RefSeq names its product D(4) dopamine receptor-like. Lineage: Eukaryota; Metazoa; Chordata; Actinopteri; Syngnathiformes; Syngnathidae. Gene Ontology annotation, biological process: adenylate cyclase-activating adrenergic receptor signaling pathway; adenylate cyclase-inhibiting dopamine receptor signaling pathway. The transcript has 4 exons. Bases 320 to 1468 code for a protein of 382 amino acids. Gene Ontology annotation, molecular function: dopamine neurotransmitter receptor activity, coupled via Gi/Go; G protein-coupled receptor activity. The record is from RefSeq and is a predicted model, not a curated record. Gene Ontology annotation, cellular component: plasma membrane.